AAAGCAACGAACAGAAUUUUGAAAGUUUUUUAAACGAUACGGUAACGUCUUACUCAGCACUUUAUCAGCCGAUUCAGCGACAAUCGGUCGCCAUUUUAGCAAAUUAAUUUUUUCUUAAAAGUCGGUGAAGUAGACAACGUCGCAGAAAUAGUGUUACGUGAAAAUAAGUGAUUUAAAAUAAAUUUAAAGUUAAUUAUUAACAAUAAAAUAGUGCUGAUUGUAUAAUAAAGUGACUUCAAGUAAAAUUGAAGGUAUUCACUUAAAAUGGAAAUGUCUGUGAAAACUAAAGCAGAAAAUGAAGCACGUGUGGCAGAGGAAUAUCUAUCCAGCUUGUCUGAUCUGACAUGCAACAGUAAACCAUUGAUAAACAUGCUAACAAUGCUAGCCGAGGAAAACAUUGGAUGCGCAUCGGUCAUAGUUAAAGUGGUGGAGCAACACAUCGCCAAGGUACCGCCAGAUAUAAAGUUGCCUUUGCUAUAUUUAAUAGAUUCUAUCGUGAAAAAUGUUAAAAGCACAUAUAUUCAUCUCUUCAGUCAAUGUAUUGUGAACAUAUUUUGCGAUGUAUUCGAAAAGGUUAACGAAAAAAUACGUGAACGUAUGUACGCAUUACGCUUAACGUGGAAUGAGGUUUUCCCAUCACAAAAACUCUUCGCAUUGGAUGUGAAGGUGAAGCGGAUUGACAAUAAUUGGCCGAUUACAGCAAAACAAGUACCACCGUCUAUACACGUAAAUCCAAAUUUUCUUAAACCCAAUUAUGAUCUCAAAGUACAAGGCGAUGUUGAGGAAAUACUACAAGCUAAAACACGCGAAUUAUUGGAAUUGAAAAAGCGUAAACUUGAAUUAGAAUUGGAAGCGACCAAAAAAAGUUUGGAAGAACAAGAUAAACAGCUGUCAAAAGUAACCAAUGGGCUCAUGCCACCCGAAGCGGCGACUGCACGCAUGCCCGGUGUGUCAGCGCCAAUACAAAUGCCAACUGGCGUAAUGGCACCGGGUUUGAUGUCACAACACCACAUGCAUCCACGCGCCACACAUCCGGCGAUUGUUGGGGGGAAUGCGGUGCCGCCAGCAGCACUUUUCCAUACAAAUUUUAACCAAACCAGACCACAACAGCCGCAUGUACCAGUUGGUAUGAUGUCAAUGCCGCCACAGAAUUUUCCACCAGCCGCUAUGGGCAACAAACCCAAAGUGCAUCCUGUAAAUCCCGCACUGUUGAACACUAUUCGACACCGUGAUCCACGUUUGGCGCGUCAACAGCAAAUACAAGAUGCGACGCCAACAAUGCGUGGCUCAUCAAAGUCAUCAACAUUGCGUGGCGUCGACGAUACACAUAAGGCUGACACAAAGUCAUCUUCAUCGUCGUCUUCAUACCGCAAUGGUAGCAGUAGUAAAAGCAGUCGCAGUGAAUCGGCUGGUGGUAAUGCGAGUUCAGAAAGCCGACGUAAAGGCAGCUCAUCACGCGAAAAGGAUAGAGAUAAAGAACGCAAGCGUAGCGAAUCGAAGAGUUCCACAUCGUCUGGUAGUUCGUGUUCUUCGGAACGACAAAAAGGCAACUCAACUGGAAAUACGGGUAGUCGCAGCAGCAGCAGUAAAAAGUCAACGAAUAGCAAAUGUGAUAAAGACGCUUUUGAAAUUGCGCCACUUUCUACUGCAUUCAAGCGUAAAUCCUCAACUACAUCAUUAUCCGGCAACGAUACAACAGCGUCCUCAAGGAAAAAAGAGCUUAAACGCAAAACACACAGUACACAUACGUCAACAACCAGUAAACAACGUUCACGUAGCCGUUCGCCAAUCGAUAAAGCUACAACACAGAGCGCUUUCACGGAUCGCGAUGAUAGACAAGUAUUUGCAACAAAGAAACAAUCAAAAUCGAGCAUUGCUGUUGCCGAGCACGAGGAGGAGCUGAAAAAUGCCGCCGCAUUAAAAGUAGAAAACAAAAACAAAUCUACAGCGCAACAACCGACGACCACUGUUGCACUUGACUCAGACGACGAGUUGUCAACAGCAGCAACAACAGUAGCAGCAGCAGCAACAACAGGAGCGGCCAACGUAACGAAAGGCAAAGAUGGCAACACAGCAGUAACAACAUUGUUGAAAAAUGAAACUUCUACUAAGUAUAAAGUUGAUAAAAUUGAGGAUGAUGAUGAUAAUGGUGGUGGUAGUGGUGGCGGUGUUGGUCUUGUUAGUGCUGGCGUUAGUGUUAAUGCUAAACGUCACAGCAGCAUUGACACUACGGAACAGCAACUAAGCAAGUAUAAUGCGGAGCCAUUGUCGUCGACGGAUGCAAUGGAAAUCGAUAGAGCAGAUGGCGAUGAGAAGAAGCGUGCCUCCACAUCAAAUACGGACCUUGAAGAACCAUUGGCCAAGAAGCUGAAACAAGCUAAAUUCGAUGCCUUAUUUGGUGACGAAGAUGUAGAUUUGCGUACUUGUAUACCGCCACAGAUUUUAGCAGUGCAACAGCUGCAACAAAAAUCACAACGCGAUAGUGAGUCGCCAACACCACCGCCUCCGCCAUUUAUAACCGACGAACAGAAUGCGGAGAGUUGGAAUAACUUGAAGACUUCAAAAAAUACAAACGUAACAUCACCUACGAAGAAAGCAUCAACCUUGGAUGACGUGCGUGCCAAAUUGGCAAAAGCAACGAAAUACAGCAAAUUUAAUAAAUCAGAAAAGUCCAGUAAAGACAUUACGCAGCGUGUUAAACUUUCGGAAGUACAAUUGAACGAUGAUUCACAGGAUGCCAACGACGAGAAAAUACGUACAAUUGUAGCACAGGCACAGGAGCUGCUCGAAGCAAACUCCAUCAAUCAGGAUCAAUAUAAGAAUCUCAUGCAGAAAGUGAUGUCCAUAAAUGAGACGAGCAAAUUGAAGGAGGCAAAGAAACGCGAAUCACUUGGAGGCAGUGCUACAACGAAAUCGAAGCAAAUUGAAGAGGACGAAGAGAGUUUGGAGGAACAACGCGCCGCCGCGGCACGUGAAGCUGUACUGAAGAAACGUAUUCCGAAAUUACGUAGGCCGUCAGCCAAUACAGGAGAUAAUAAUGCCAACAGUGCCAUUCCCGUCAGUGAACUGGGCACAAGUAAUACUGCUGCAACACGUUCGCCCAUUUACGACGAUCGUAGCAAUGACAAUAGCGAUGCAAUGGGUACUUUACAACGCGCCAAACCGCAACGUGAAAAACGUUUGAAACCCACUAAAUGGGGUGAGAAAGUGGAUGGCGUCGCAAUCAACGCUAAUAUGACAGGCAAUUCCGGCCAGCCCAAACCAUGGACAAAGGGCGGUAAUAUGAUGCGACCACAUCCUAAUAACAGCGGCUACCGCGGUGGACCGCCACCAAAUAUGCCCAUCAUGCAUCCGCAAAUGCCUUGGCAAAUGCAAAUGCCGCCUGUUGUUGCGCCUGGUGGAGGACCGCCAUUUGUGAAUGCUGGCCCAAUGAUACGUAGUAAUGUGCCACCGCCGCCACAGGCACCAAUGGUGCCGAUUAUACCACUACCACCGAACAUACCGAAACCGUGCAACUCUAUUGAUAAUCCGCAGGCCGAUCUGGUGCGCACAAUUACAAUUGAUGGACUCUCGAAGGAGAUACGCAUUUACGAUCAGGUAGCCAUUGUGUUCAUGGAAUUGGAUCAGCCACGUGAAAUCGGCUUUCAAGCUGGUCAACGUUCAAUCAUCAUUGAUGAUGAGCCACCAAUAGCGUUGCAAUUCAAUGAUGACUAUAAAACCUUCAGCAUUAACGGACAGCCACAUCGUUUGCGUUUCGGUUUUCCAUCACGCGAACUGUACAUUGACGAUCAGUGGUAUGAGAUAUAUUUCGGCGGACCGCCCGUCUCAAUUCCCAUACAAAAUAGAAUACAUAUACUUAAAGCGGAAGGUCCGCCACCACAGGUGAAUAUCGGUGCGUUGCGUCGAGAUUUGGUUGUCGGUAAGAUCAAUAUGAUUGUUGAUGCACACAUCGUUAUACCGUUAUUCCUUGAUGCGAAACCGCAAAGCUUCAAAUUGGGCAAUCAAGAACACACCGUGCAGUUUGCCGACAAUUUAUUGACAGUUUUGCUGGAUGGUGAACCCGCUAAAGUGGAGUAUGGCGGUUUGCCAAAGAGCUACGUCUUGGGCGGUAUAAGUUACUUUAUACGUUUUGGCGCUCUUCCGCAAGGCUUGAAAGCUGGACAAAUCGUAGUUAAAGAUAUGAUUUAUAUUAAAACCGAACCGCCACUACCGGAGCCAAUAGCAACAGUAGCGCCGGCAAUUCCGGCUAUUGGCGAACCGUUACCUGAGAGUGUGAAACUAGAUACUGAUAACAAGACUGAAUUGAAGCAAGAUGCCACUAUUAUGGACACACCGGCUGAUGUUAAUUUGGAGGCGGUCAUCAAAGCACCCGACAGUGUGGAAGCAACGAGUGAAGUCAGUAGUGAACCACAGGUGGUCGGCACAGCUGGCAGUGGCAAUUCGGCUAUACCAAUAUUCUCUGCGACGGCAUUAAAUAAAAUCAAUAUCGAUGAGCUAUUCCAGAAACUAGUCUCCUCUGGCAUAUUGGGUGGUGCGGGUAACGUUAUAGCAUCUAAUAAUAAAGAUGCUGGUAUUUUGCCCUCAGCAGCCGCUCUUGAAGAGGAGCCGCCGCAACCGGUUGCUAUACGCCCUAUAGACUUAACCAAAACGGAAACGAUUAAAACACGCCAACUGGCCAUUGUGGACACAUUAUUCUCUGGCAUGCAAUGCAGCAGUUGUGGUGUACGCUUUCCACCAGAGCAAACCAUCAAAUAUAGUCAGCAUUUAGAUUGGCAUUUCCGACAGAAUCGGCGCGAACGAGACCUAUCACGUAAAGCGCAUUCACGUAAAUGGUAUUAUGACCUAGCCGACUGGGUGCAAUAUGAGGAAAUCGAAGAUUUAGAGGAACGUGAGAAGAACUUCUUUGAAGCGCAACAAAAUGAUGUCGAAGCAUCCGAUGAGACGUCAAAUCAAAAGUGGCUCAAUUCGCCGGUCCCACUUAGUUGUCCGGCCUUACCGGAAGAUGUGGAUCGUGUGUGCGAUAUGUGUCAAGAGAAGUUCGAACAAUUCUAUCACGAGGAAACUGAGGAAUGGCAUUUGCGCAACGCCAUACGUGUGGAAGAUAAAAUAUAUCAUCCGCUGUGCUACGAAGAUUACAAGGCGGCACUAAAUGCUAAAGUUGAGGGAGCAGAGGAGAAGGUGGAAGACAAGGGCGCAGAAGAAGCGAAUGCGGAUGAUGAUGUGAUUAUCAAAAUUGAAGGCGAUGAUCACAGCGAUGUUGAAGGUGUAAAAUCAACUGAUAAUGCAAUGGACGAUGACGACGAUGAUGUUAUCGUAUUGCCUAAUGAAGAGCCCUCUGUCACCGAAAUUGACGAUGACGAUGAAUAUGUACCGGAAAGUGUACCACCCAUCGCAGAUAAAAAUGGCAUUGAUAUUGACACUGAGAAUAACGAGGCCGAAACAGCAUCGAACGCGGACGCAGAUGAAGAUGCUGCUGGCUCAGAUGUGGAAAUACAAGAGCCGCACAUUCCAUUCACAGACCUGGAUACAUAUGUGGAAAAGGAGCAACCAGAUGCCGAUGAAACAUCACAAAUGUCAUUCUUGAAUGUGAAAAUUAAAGAAGAACCAAAAGAUGACGAUGAGGAUGAAGAUGACGGUUUUGAAGAUGUUGGCACUGUGCUUAUAGCACCCGAUGAGGAAAUCUCCAUACAGAGCAGUGAAGAAACACAAACUCAAACAAUUGCAUCGUCAACAUCAGGCAUGUCACCUAGUGCCGAACGACCACCUUCCUCACAAUCUCUUGUGCAAGUCGAUACAACGGAAUUCGCUGAGGGCACUAGUACAAAUGCAGUAUCCGCAACGCCGAUUGACUUGAAUACCUCUAUUGAUGGCAAUGGCGAUGGCGAAGACGAACAUAAUUUAUCCACUGUUGGUCCAUCACCUGCGAUACCAUUGGCUAGCUUAGUUAAUAAAAUUAAAAUAAAUAUAGCUAAGAGUAGUAUAACAGCAAAUAAUAGUAGUACUAGUAAUAAUAGCAAUAGUAAUAAUGGUGGUAGCGUCUCAGGCGUGACAGGCACAACGGCAGCCGGCAAUUUGCUGAGUAGCCCCAGCAAAGGCUCAACUGCGUCUGAUGCGCAUACAUCAGGCGGCGAUGAUAAUAGUGACAACAAUACUGACGCUGGUGAAAUUACAACACAAUAUAGCCAAGUAUCGGCCAUAAGUGUUGUGUCCACAAUACCAGUACUAUGUGGCGGCGGUACGACCGGCAUACGUACCACUACACUAGCGCCGGUGGUGUCGAGCAGCAGCAGCAGCAGUAGCAGUAUAAAGAAUAUAGCUGCCAAUGAGGAGUCCAAUGUAAGUACGAUAUCUGUCAUUGGCAGCUAUGGCAGUACAUCAACAGCGCCACGUUAUUUCCCCCCAUCCACUACUACUACCAGCACAGUUGUGCCGACUGUGGCGAAGCGACAAACAGCAGCACCACCGAAAGCGUCAACGCCACCGCCGCCACAAGAGGAAACGUUAACGUACGAAUUGAAACCGGCUUUGCAGAAUGUCAAGCUGACGAAAACGAAAAAAGUGCAAUGCGGCAUUGAGACGUCUGGGCUCUGUUCAAUUAUGUAAACAAUUCCGGACUAGUGCUUAGAAACUUAAAUGCCCGCAACGGUUUAAUAUAGAUCUUGCAACUUAUCAACCGUUUUGAAAUAUCGUUAUUUCACAAAUUGGACUGUGAAUGAGCAAUUCUACGCUAUUGUACAUAUGCAAAUACAUAUACAUGUAUAUAUAUAUAUAUAUAUAGCAUACAUGUGUACAAGUGAAUAUGCGUGCGCAUACAUAUGUGUAUUAUGUUAUAUGAAUUUGUGGAAAUUACAUACCAACGUUGAUGGAUUUUGUUAUUUUAGUAUGAAACAUUUUUAAACAACAACAAAAACAUUAGUGUUUUUAGUUUAAAAUUUUUUACCCUAAUUUUAGAAUUUUUUUGAUGAAACACUUAAUUUUAUUGAAUUCGGAGUACUUUUUGUUGUUGGUGCGCUUGCGCAUAGGAGUGUGUGUGUGCGUGCGUGUACAUAUAAGCGUUUGACUUGAGGUCACAGUGCGUUUAUACACUUUUAAAUACAGCUUAAAUAGACGCACUCGGUCAAACAUUACUCUAUAUAAAAGCCAAUCAGCAAUUGAGCAAUUGCAUUAUCACUGCGACAUAUUUGAAGUAUUUAUAUACCAAUAAACAGAAAAAUAAAGAACACUUUGUUAUUACUUAUUUACCUUUUCACAUAUGAUUUGUAAAAUUUUCUUCAUGAAUAAUAAAUAUAAAUAAUAAACUGCA
This is a messenger RNA of Zeugodacus cucurbitae (melon fly), 7303 nucleotides long. RefSeq lists its product as uncharacterized. Gene Ontology annotation, cellular component: cytoplasm; mRNA cleavage factor complex. The coding region runs from base 265 to 6603 and encodes 2112 amino acids. The transcript has 13 exons. Gene Ontology annotation, biological process: termination of RNA polymerase II transcription. Lineage: Eukaryota; Metazoa; Arthropoda; Insecta; Diptera; Tephritidae. The record is from RefSeq and is a predicted model, not a curated record. Gene Ontology annotation, molecular function: mRNA binding; RNA polymerase II complex binding.